AUGUAUUUUCGUAGUUUGUUUGCAAGAAAAACAACUGAGAGCAUUAUCAUUGGCGUCACGGUUUUGUUAAUGUGUCACUUUUCUGUCGCUGAUUUACCUUCUGUAAUUUCAAAAUGUCAUCUUGAUGGAAACUUAGAAAAGUGCGCUGAACAGAUCAUCAACAGAAUUCGUCCGAAUGUGGCAAGUGGUGAUUUUGGCAAUGGUGUAAAAGUGCCGUCUUUGGAACCACUUUUACUCAACAAAUUAGUAAUAAAUACCCCCGAGUUAAAUGUGACACUUAGAAAUCUAGUCGUAAGUGGCCCCUCGAGCUAUCAGGUGAAAUCGGUCAAGAUUGAUCCUGCAAAACUGUCAUUUAACAUUAAGACAUACACACCACUGUAUUCCUUCACUGCGCUCUACAACAUUCGUUUGAAGCUUGGGCUUAUCGACAUUCAAGGUGAAGGUGAUAUGAAAGGCGAUUUAAUGGGUCUCAAUAUCCACCUUCGUGUUCAAAUGGCAAAGCAAGGAAAUAUCGUUAAACUGCAAAAAGUGCAGAAUCGUGUAAAAAUUGAUAAAGGAAGAUUCAACUUUAAUAAUUUAUUUAAUGGAGACAAGGUAUUGAGUCAGGUUGGAAACGAUUUAAUCAACAAUGAAUCACCUACGUUACUUAAAAUUGUAACACCGGCCCUCGAAAAGCAAAUUAGAGAAGUACACGAGCAUAUUCUUAGUAAGCUUUUCAAGUCUGUCACUUAUGACGAAUUGUUUUUGUGA
Culicoides brevitarsis is the source of this 750-nucleotide messenger RNA. Its product is annotated as protein takeout-like. NCBI's taxonomy places the organism in Eukaryota, Metazoa, Arthropoda, Insecta, Diptera, Ceratopogonidae. Bases 1 to 750 code for a protein of 249 amino acids. The transcript is spliced from 5 exons. The record is from RefSeq and is a predicted model, not a curated record.